AUGGCUGUCAUCCCUAAGGUGGGUGAGGUGUUCCGCGGUGAGGACGGAGUUAUUUCUGUGGUACUUCCCGAUACUUGUGAUCCGGAUCAUGAACCCACAGAGGAGGAACUGCAUGAAUAUGCGGAGUUUAUUGGAAUAGAUGUUAAAGAAGAGAAACAUCUUUUGUGGAUUGCACGCGAGGGGCUGCAGACCCCGCUUCCUGAGGAGUGGAAGGCGUGUCGUACUGGUGACGAAGAACCGUAUUAUUUUAACUUUCGCACUGGUGAAAGUAGCUGGGACCAUCCUCUCGACGAUAUGUUCAGGCAGAAGGUCGAUUUAGAGAGGACGAAAGCCAAUGCUUCUGCAUUAAUUAGUGGCAGUAAGCAUGGUAGUACAAAUAUGAAGAUACGCUCCGCGUCGUUAUCGUAUUCCUCAGCGUCGUCAUCCGCUUCUUCCGACGAUGCAGACUCUAGUGCAGAAACCGCUGCUAACCUUCGUCGACAAGGGCAUGUGUCCCGACUCGAAAAGGGAUCUGGUGGUAAUGCCCAUUCCAUUAAUCAUGUCAGUGCUAUGACGGCAAGACCGGUCCCUCUAACCUCUACUGUUGACGCAUCGAGUCACUCCUUUAGCACUCAGGGGUCAAGGGAUGGCGCACUGGUGGGUGAAGCUGCCGGAAAAUUAGGUGCCUUGCGGACUCCUGCUCCUGUUCAGCGUGCAAAACUGGAUAUGUCUAGUUUGUUAGAACCUGGAAAGGGCGGUCUUCCGUCCACAGCCAUUGGUGGUGGAAGUGGUAGAGGCAACAGCGGGAAAGGUAACUUUGCAAUAGGAUCAAAGGGAAAGUGUCCUGAAGGUGUUCGAGACAUGGAAGCGUCAAUCCGGCAACGUGUAGAUGAAGAAAACGACGCACGGCGUCGUACAAUGAGAAUACAGCAGGAGCGGCAACUUGCCGAAGAAAGACUUAGGUUGGAAGCCGAAAUUCGGAUGGUUAGUGCCGAAUGUGAGAAGGAAUUAAACGCGGAACUACAGCAAGCCAACGAAUCUGAGGAGCAAUUGCAACUUGAGAAAAGUAAAAUGGAUGCAGUCUUGUCGGCAAAACAGCGCGAGUAUGAUGAGGCACGCAAGCAGGUAACGGCACUGGGUUUACUACUACAGCGGGAAGAGGCAAAGCUGGAGGGUGAAAUGCAGAGACGCAUAGCGGAGGCGAAGGAGAGAAUAAGUGGCAGCGGUGACGAUAAGUGUAAGAAAGCGAAGGAGGCCGCUGCUGCCAAACUUGAAAAAGAGAAAGAAGAACGGAGGAAAGCGCAUACCAAACGGUUAGAGGAAGAGAGCAAACAGCUGGCAGCUAACACUCAGUCAACCGUGGGAUCUCUGAAAAAGGCCCUUGAGGAGAAACGUUUGUCAGCUGAAAAACAACUUAAGGCUAAGCUCUCAGAGUUUUCUCCAGCACCCCCCGUUAGCACUGCAGGCGAAAGUCAUCCUGAUAUUAAGGAGGCCCAGUCUUCGUUAGAACUUGCGGUGAAGCGAGCAACUGCUGAAGCUGCGGCAACUACGUCAGCUUUACGUCACCGAUAUGAAAACGAAUUGGAGGAGCUUAAAUCAGAAAAGAAACGAGCUCUAAGCACUGUGAAAGGUAAGGUGACAUCCAAAAAUGAACCUGUCGAAGACACAAUGCAGAACUCUACGCCUCACCCUUCCUUGGAAGAGGAGGAGAAAAGGUUGAAGGAGGCACUAGAAGAAAAGGCUGCACGUUAUGUUGAUGAAACACAGCGGCUUUUAUCAUUUAUGCGGAGCGAGUUGAAUGGGACGAAUUCAACGUCGUUAAAUACAACCGAGGGGGACAAUAUAACUCUUUCGUCAGGUGCUGAGCUCGCAGAAGAGCAACCAAACUACGAUCGCACAUGGAAGCAGCUAGACGAGCAGCAUGCGAGAACGAUGGAUCGCAUUCGUAGCGCUCAUGAGCAGACCUUGAGAGAAAAGCAUCUAUUCGAUCCCAGAAAGUCAUUGGAUUUCGCUGAAAAAUUGAAGGUACUGCAGAGGAAGUGGUUGGCAGCCCACCCAAAACCAAAAUUUUCCGUAGGGGACUCUUGGUCUGCGCGUGAAGGGACCGAUACAUAUGAGUCAAAUAGUCCUCAGGUGGAUACAAAGUUACUGCAGGAAAGAGUUGAUGCUGCUGUUAAAGCUGCGACGGAAGAGGCCCGGUGUAAACACGGAAAUCAACUACAGGCAGUUCAAGAGCUACUGGAAAAAGAAAAUCGCAAGGUUAGUGAAGCGCACCGCGCUGAGAAGAUUAAAGAAAUGAAGGCUCUGGUUAAUCAAUACCUCGAGGUAUGUUUGGCCGAGCGUUCGAAAGAGAUAGAUUUUUCGACAGCUUCGGUUGGUGACCCCUACAAGAGUAAUACGACGAGGACGGGUAAUGAAUGUCACCUGCAAACGUCACCACAGUUACCUGAAGGCAUGGUGUCAUUAGAGGAAGCCCAAAGACGUGAGGAAGAGGUGCAUCGUCAGCUUCAAGACCGUGUAAAAGCGUUGCAAGAUGCCACGAAGCUUUCUCAGACGGAGCUUCGCCGGCAGCAGGGACUGUUGCACACGAAAUCCCUGUACAGUUGCCAGCGUCCACCAAUCGUACCGAUGCCAGCAUCUCCAUCCGUCGCGAACGACGCUUUUCACACACCCCGGUUUCCUCUUAAUCAGAAGCAACCCCAGUCAGCCUUCACAACCCCGAUGCUAAACAACACAUUGUCCACCAUACCUUCAAUGUAUACGACAAACGGUAGCGAGAAGCCGAAUGCAACACCGUACUCGUUCUUGCUUGAUAUUUGUGGUGGACGGCAGCAGAAACCAGUAUUGAAGAGCCAGGGUGGCAAUUUAGAUGGCGAACAUAUUUUGCGUAAUACUGUGGAGUUCGCUUGUUCAUCUGAGCAGACAGGUCACGAUUUGGAACAGCGCUUUCAGCACGCCAGAUUGCUGCUACUAAAGAAAAAGGAUGAACUGUUGGCAAGGCGAGCUUGCAUGGAACGUUCCCGUACGUUGUGGUUGCGUGACAUGGAAAAAUGCACUACAACGGGGGAGAGGAGUCAUGCGCGUUUGCUCCGUCAAAUAAAGGUUUCACUGGAGGAGCAAGCUCGGAAAUUAAACCAAGAAGUUUUGGAGGUCCGUCUGGCGUUCGCCUCGCUUCGCGAUUCUGAGCGAAAGUUUCGCAGUGCUGCCGGUCGCGAGGAGGCAACAAAUGGAAGGGAAACCGCUAUUAUGCCCAAUUCAUUAGGUGGUAACAACAUGUCUGUUAAUUCUACCACAGCUCCACUGUCAAAGAGCUCACAGCAUAUGAUUGAGUUAUUAGACGGUAUUUUAACUAAAGCGGCUAAGUUGGAAAGUCAUGUGUCCCCAUUGCCCGACAAGUACAAAUUGAUGGGUAGCAAAAGUGUUGAGGGGAAACAACAUCACUCACAUGCGAGACGCUCCCACUCAACGACUCGUCACGUGAGCCGAGCGGCUUCUGCCGAGGGAAAAUCUGGUGGUGUUGCACGGUGGCUUGAUGAACAGCAACUUGCCUCAUGA
Molecule: messenger RNA, 3534 nt
Organism: Trypanosoma brucei brucei TREU927
Lineage: Eukaryota; Euglenozoa; Kinetoplastea; Trypanosomatida; Trypanosomatidae
Exons: 1
Coding region: 1-3534 (1177 amino acids)
Molecular function (GO): protein binding
Source: RefSeq, a predicted model, not a curated record